Penicillium alfredii is the source of this 735-nucleotide messenger RNA. It is a transcript of the gene his3, whose product is annotated as imidazoleglycerol-phosphate dehydratase HIS3. Gene Ontology annotation, molecular function: imidazoleglycerol-phosphate dehydratase activity. Bases 1 to 735 code for a protein of 244 amino acids. The record is from RefSeq and is a predicted model, not a curated record. The transcript is spliced from 2 exons. NCBI's taxonomy places the organism in Eukaryota, Fungi, Ascomycota, Eurotiomycetes, Eurotiales, Aspergillaceae. Gene Ontology annotation, biological process: L-histidine biosynthetic process.
AUGGCCUUCGCCGCGCGCACCGCGUCGAUCUCGCGGGCCACCAACGAGACCAAGAUCCAGGUGUCGCUAUCGCUGGAUGGCGGGGUGCUCCCGCCCUACGAGCCCACCACGCACUUUGCUGCACCAACAGACCCCCAAGAAGCCGAGGCCGCCAAGAAGGGCAUUGUGCCUCCCAAGAACGCGGGACAUGCGACGCAGUUCACGCCGACACAGCAGGUGACGGUGAGCACGGGGAUUGGGUUUUUGGACCACAUGCUGCAUGCGCUGGCGAAGCACUCGGGCUGGAGUUUGGCGGUGCGGGCGAAGGGAGAUUUAUACAUCGACGACCACCACACAACGGAAGAUACCUUGCUCGCCCUCGGCACAGCCUUUACCAAGGCCCUCGGCGCGCGCCAAUCCCUCACGCGCUUCGGCCGCGGCGACGCCCCGCUCGACGAGGCCCUGUCAUGGGCGGUGAUCGACCUGUCGAGCCGACCCUGGGCCGUGAUCAACCUCGGGUUCCGGCGCGAGAAGAUCGGCGAUCUGAGCACGGAGAUGAUCACGCACGGGCUGCAGAGCUUUGCGCAGGCGGCGGACGUGACCUUGCAUGUCGGCUGCACGUACGGCGACAACGACCACCACCGGGCCGAGAGCGCGUUCAAGGCGUUGGCAGUUGCGAUUCGGACGGCUUGUGCGCGGCGCGGAGCGGGGGAGGUUGGAGCGGGGGAUGUGGUGAGCACCAAGGGUGUUUUGUAG